GGUGAACACUUGGUAUCAGACAGUUAUAAAUAGGAAGGGAAGCUCCAGAUAAUUCCAGAUUUCCUCAAUUUUGUAGAGAAAGAGAAAAUGUCAUACUUGCUGCCGCACUUGCACUCAGGCUGGGCCGUCGAUCAGGCCAUUCUCGCCGAGGAAGCGCGUGUUGUCAUCAUCCGUUUCGGCCAUGAUUGGGAUGACACCUGUAUGCAGAUGGAUGAAGUGCUGGCUGCUGUGGCGGAGAAAAUAAAGAACUAUGCAGUGAUUUAUGUAGUGGACAUAACAGAGGUGCCUGAUUUCACCACAAUGUAUGAGCUCUAUGAUCCAUGCACUGUCAUGUUCUUUUUUAGGAACAAGCACAUAAUGAUAGACCUUGGUACUGGUAACAACAAUAAAAUCAACUGGGCUCUUAAGAACAAGCAGGAGUUCAUUGACAUUGUCGAGACAGUCUAUCGUGGGGCAAGGAAGGGUCGAGGAUUGGUGAUCUCACCCAAAGACUACUCAACCAAGUACCGCUACUAAUUUGGUUAGGUUAGGUGCGCAUUGGUUCUUCUGUAGCUUGUAGUGAUCAAAAUUGGGCUUUGUUUCUGUAGUUUAGGUUCAGAGGCUGGGGGUUUUGUAACCUCACAAACUGUUACGAUUGUGGUGCUCUAGUCUCCAUUCUAUAUUUUUUAAUUAUUGUAAUUGCUAAUCAAUAAGUCAAGUUUAUCGCAUAGUAUACUUGAUUUAGUUGGCAAAAUUUGUGUACUAUUUAUGGAAAUUAAUAUUUCUCUCCUCUCGUUAUGACAUGUCGUAUGGCUGGCCAUACUCUUGAGGAGUUUUUUCCUUGUAAACAAAUAAGCAAAUUUCUGAUUCAAAGUAUAAGGUUGAUUUAUUUGGUAGAAAA
Chenopodium quinoa (quinoa) is the source of this 880-nucleotide messenger RNA. RefSeq names its product thioredoxin-like protein YLS8. Gene Ontology annotation, biological process: mRNA splicing, via spliceosome. The record is from RefSeq and is a predicted model, not a curated record. NCBI's taxonomy places the organism in Eukaryota, Viridiplantae, Streptophyta, Magnoliopsida, Caryophyllales, Amaranthaceae. Gene Ontology annotation, cellular component: U4/U6 x U5 tri-snRNP complex; spliceosomal complex; U5 snRNP. The transcript has 2 exons. The coding region runs from base 88 to 516 and encodes 142 amino acids.